UUGUCUGGUUCUGUCCAGCAUAGCCUGCUUGCUUUGCUUUGCCUUCCGAUUCCGUGGCCGGUUGGUUCUGGUUGGUCGUGUGGUUUGUUGUCUGUUUGAAGCGCGCCCUCCCACCAAUACAAUACAAUCAUCACCCUCAGUGUUCCCUGUUGUCAUUUCGAGCGCUGUCAUCAAACUCAUAUUCACUUUUUUCGGCCACUAAACAACGCAAUAAUCUAGUGACAAUCAGUAACUCAUUUGACUCGGAUCACAAUGGAUUAUCACGUACGGAAAGUGUAUUGCUGGUGUCUCCUAAAACCUUCGGACUAGGUGUCCUGGUAGGCCUAAUCCUCCCCAAGUGCUUUGAACCAAGUGUGAUUGACAGUUGUGUGUUAUUAAUUGCAUCUACCUGAAGUGUUUUUUGUUCUACUGGAAUAACAAUUGUAAUCAUCAUUGUCAGCUUCCUUGGAGCUCAUCUUGCGGUUUGAUUGAUUGACUCGUUUUCUACACUUCUAAUCAAAUUGAUGACGGUUCCCUACUGGAUGAUCACUGUGCUGUUGAACAUUAAUUAGGGUGGUGAGACCGUGAUGGUGGUGGAGGUGGGAAGAGGGGUGGCAGCGCAGUUGAGCUGCGCAGAGUGGAGUGAGAGCAGCGGAGGCGGCAGCAGCAGGUAGCUGGGGGGGAUAUGCGCUGCAAUGGAGGCGGCGGCCAGUGGAGGACAAGUGUCGGUCAAGUGGACGGGGGCGGUGGCGGGUGGAGUGGGGGCAGCUAGCAGCGAUUGCACCGGAACGACGGUCAUCGCCUCCGGCCCGGUCACUGUCACCUCCAUCAAUGUGCCCAUAGAGCACGACAACAAGAAUAAUGCAACAAGCUUCCAGCAGCAUUUGAACGGUGUGAGCGGAAGCAGCGUGAUCAGCGGCAAAUGCAAUGUGGUUGUGGGCAACGUGGCACUGGACGAUUGCUCCGGCUCGGACGCUGAGGUCAGCAAAAUAGACUUUUCGGGCGUCAACAUGCGCCAGAAGAAGAAGAAGCAGCGGGCUGGGGGUGGGGGUGGGGGCGGUUGCAGCGAGGAUGACGACUCGCGUGACGGCCUCCUGGAGCGACCCAUGUCCUGGGAGGGCGAGCUGUCCGAUUCGGAGAUGCCGUCAGUCAAGCAGGACGAGGAGACGUCGAUGGAGGGAGUGCAGGUGGGGGUGGGGGGUGCCGCCUCCGCUGCCUCCACCAAGCCGCCUCCGCUCAACUUCACCAGCGAGGCGAUGGUCGACAAAGUGCUCGAGCAUGUGAGGAUCAGCGGCCUCAACUCGCACACCGAGUUACCGCUGCUUGUCGACAAACUACUCAGUAGCGGGUACAGUCCUGUGAUGCAGCAGAGGCACACGAGUAACGGCAACAGUAACACGAGUAAAGGCGGCGGCGGUCACGUGGGUCCCACUCCCAGUCCCGACUCGGCUGUCUACUCGUGCUACUCGCCGACUGCCAGCCCUGUGACGUCACGGCACGGCGUGCCAUCCUCGUCAUCGGGCAUCUCGUCUCCGUUCACGCCGUCGCUGUCACGCAACAACUCCGACGCCUCACAGUACGGCGGAUCGCAGCAUUCCAGCUGCUACAGUCAGAGCUAUUCAUCUGUAUCUGUGUCUCCAACUCAGUUCUCCCCCACUCACUCACCAGUCCAGGGUCGCCAUAUUCACAGGCCUGGAUUUCCCUCACCAGUAUUGAACUCACGUGGAAUUCAGGAUUUUCCCGUUCAAGGAGGAAUGGUUUAUGGUGUGAACAGGCCGGGACAUCAAACGUCAGCCAAUGAUGAUGGCGGCCAACAUGAUUUACCUUCAAUUGAUCAAAACGAAGAGGGCAGCUUAGAGGAUAAAAUCAGUGAACUUGUACAGCAUUCCCCGGGUCUGGCAACAACGGGGAUUUCUCGCCAGCAAUUGAUUAAUAGUCCGUGUCCGAUCUGCGGUGACAAGAUAUCGGGAUUCCACUACGGCAUAUUCUCGUGCGAAAGUUGCAAGGGCUUUUUCAAGCGAACUGUGCAGAACCGCAAGAACUAUGUGUGCCUGCGCGGCUCGUCGUGUCCGGUGACGAUUGCGACGCGCAAAAAGUGUCCGGCCUGCCGCUUCGAGAAGUGCUUGAACAUGGGCAUGAAGCUGGAGGCGAUACGCGAGGACAGGACGCGAGGUGGAAGGAGUACCUACCAGUGCUCGUACACACUGCCGGCCAGUCUGGUUGGGGGGGCUGCUGGGCCCCCGGGCACCCCUGCCACCCCGCCUCCCGCCUCGGCCACCCCUCACAAGCAGGAGCCCAACGCAAGGCUUGUACCACCUCUACUUCAGGAAAUGAUGGAGGUAGAACACUUAUGGCAAUACAACGAACAAGAAAAUAGGCCUAGUAGAUCGUCUAACCCAGGUUCAGGGCCAGACUUCCUGUCAAAUCUUUGUAAUAUUGCUGACCAUCGACUUUAUAAAAUAGUCAAGUGGUGUAAAUCCUUACCACUCUUCAAAAACAUAUCGAUCGACGACCAGAUCUCGUUGCUGAUCAACGCGUGGUGCGAGCUGCUGCUGUUCUCGUGCUGCUUCCGGUCGAUGAGUUCGCCGGGUGAGAUCCGCGUGUCGCUGGGCAAGUGCAUCUCACUGGGGCAGGCCAGGCAGCUGGGUCUCGGCCCCGCCAUAGAGCGCAUGCUCAACUUCACCGAACACCUGCGCCGGCUGCGGGUCGACCGCUACGAAUAUGUUGCCAUGAAAGUCAUCGUACUGCUCACCUCUGAUGCGAGUGAUCUUAGGGAACCUGAGAAGGUUAGAGCCUCUCAGGAAAAAGCUCUACAAGCAUUACAACACUACACCCUUGCGCAUUAUCCAGACAUACCUUCCAAGUUUGGUGAACUGCUUUUGCGGAUACCAGAUCUCCAGAGAACAUGUCAGGUUGGGAAAGAAAUGCUUUCAAUAAAGAAUAAGGAAGGUGAAGGACCCAGUUUCAAUCUUCUCAUGGAGCUUUUGAGGGGUGAUCACUGAUAUGUGCCACUGGCUCAACUAUGUGCCUUUUUCUCAUUGGUUGGAUACGGAAGUGGGUUGGAAAUUGCCAACUCAACUGUCAACUUCUUUCACUUAAUCGGCAGUGCUGCCCUCUUUUCAUCAACGUUAUCAACGAUGCUACAUAGUACAUAUUUUUCGUCAUACAAUUAUUUCUAGGAUAGUUUAUACAAGUGAUUGAUGGUCGGAUUCUACUUGUGGCUGCACUCCUCAAUAUGCGGACAAAGUUCGUUUACUGUAGUAGGCUAUGUCUAUCAAUGGAAGUGUCCCUGUGUGAGCAAUAAUUUACAAUCUACUUCCUCUAAAUUCCCUCCUCCAUCUUCUGUAAAUAAUAAAAUAGAUUAUCAAUACAAUAUAUUUAUAAAUAUAGUUCUCUUGUGUAUGUAAGUGAUAUAGAAAUGCUAUUUCAGAAAUAGCCAUUUCAAGUAUUAUUGUCCUGAAUAGUUGAGGUGUGAGAGAGAGAAUGUAUGUUUUUAUGGUUGAUUUUAUUUGUUAUGAAAAAUGAAAACGUUUAGUAUGAAAUCUGUAUUAAAAUUUUGAUAUAUUCUAUUGUAAAUUAGUUGUUCAAUGUUGUUUUCCGAUAUAAAAUGCUUGAGCAGCUUUCAGUUAAGGGAAAACUGUGGUUUUGAAAUUUGAAUAUAUUCAUGAAUAUUUUAGUCUAGUUGCAUAAGUUCAAAAAGUUCGUAAUUAAAAAAUCUUCAAUUACUGAAUUAUUACAAAUAAAUACAAGACUGGACCUAGACAGUAAAUAAUAAUUGAUUGUCUUUGUUUAGCCUAUUAGCCAAAUCAUGGUUUUGAUUCAAACACAUCACAUUCUUGUCAUUUCUCAAGAAACCAUGAUUUGGUUUGACAAGUCAUUUAAAUAAUAAUUUUAAGAUGCUGUCUUUUUAAAUAUAUUAUGCUUUUUGUUUCUGGAUUGUGGAACUAGAAUUGACUUAGCAAGGGAUACUAAAAGGUGAUUCUUUGAGCAAUUAACCAUGUGAAUCUUACAGCAAUAAUAGCCUUUAAACAUAAUAAUAUUCUUCCCUUUUAAAUGACAUUGGACGAAUAUAGUUCAGGUUCUGACAUCAAAUUAAUGAUAAUAUAGCCUAUUAAUACGUCACAAAUUAUCAUAGUAAAUGAAUUAUAUCAGAUAACACAUCAAAGUCUUAUUUAAAUAGAUUUUUCUAUUAAAACUUUCUAUAUUUUUCAGUUAAUUCUUUAUUUGUUUCUCUGAAUUUCACUGUUGGACAUGUAGAAUUAAAAAUUUGUUCAGUGAUUUAAUUUAAAUAUAGUACAACUCCAAUGGAUUGAACCGAUUGGGACCAUGGAUAGUUCACACUUUCAAAAUGCUUUGGAAUAAAUUCAACAAAAUAUCAUUUGGAAUGAUAAUUUCAUAUUUAUGUAAUUUUUAUUCAAAUAUACUAUGCACUUUUCAUUUAUUUCAAUACGGCUACCUUACUUGAAAAGUAGAAAGAGUACUAAUAAACUAGAAAUUCUAUGUAAUAAAAUAGUAUACAAUAAAACAUUAUUGAUCAAUAAGCAGUGAAUAAUAAGUUAAGCCACAUGACUGAGCUAUAGCAUUAAAAAAGAAGACUUUCGUUCUGUUGUUUUGAUUCAUAUUAGAGAACUAUGCUAUGAUUAAAAAGCUUUUGGUACUGUAUUGUCUUUCCAAAUACCAAACAUUUUGCUAUAAAUAAGGGAAAAAUAAUUUGUACUUAUCGCUUUAUAACAAUUAUUAUUCAUUUUCUUUCUACCUACCGUAUAUGGUAUGGUGUAUUAAUCAAAUUUGAGGUGAAUUAGCCUUGUCUUCCAGCAAGCUUCCAUUUUUAGAAAGCUAGCUCAAGCAUAAAAUAUCUAUAGAAUCUGCUUUCAAAAAGCAGCUAUGUUUUAUAUUUUUUUCUAUAAAAAUUUAAAUAAAGAAUAUAUAUAUAUAUAGACUACAUUACUAUUAUAUUUACUAUAUAUUAUUUACAUAUGAGACUCUAAGUUCUGCAUAAUUAUUAUGAAGUCCUGUCUUAUAAUAUUUAAAUAAUUAUUGGAAUAAUUCAGGCUUAUCCUGAUAGCAUAAUAGGCCUGUUGUGCAUUCUAUCAAGCAAUACAAAAACUCCAACAUUCGUUGGUGAAAUUUAUGACUGUACAUUAUAUUUAUUGUGUAAACUGUACGUAUUAAUUUUCUCAAGUAACGAUUUUUUGUGAAUUUAAUGACAAAACAUGAAGUCUGCUUAAUACUUACUAAGAUAUCAGAAACAGUGUUUAAUAGAAGUAUUUCCUUUUGUAUGAAAUUAGAACAAUCUUCUAUACAUCUACUUUGAAAAGAAUAUGAAUCGAUCGAUUGUAUGAUUAUUGUGAAGUAUGUUUUUAAUUCUGACAACACCAAAAUAUUAAGAAUGUCUUCCAAAAUUAUUUUCAAAUCAGUCAUUUUUAUUUCUAAUCGAAUUUUCAUUUCAUCCAUAACAUUAGGUCUACAUAUCAUAUUGUGAAGAAAGAUUUUUGAAAAUUUGUACCUACCACGUCUCUUAUUCCUUCAGUAUUCACCUGAUGUCUAUGAGGAGCAUCUGCAUUAUUAUUUUGACAAUUCCACUGAGAUUCAUUAGGCUAUGAAACUUGUCUAGAUUUUUUGUUGCUACUAAAAUUGUUUUGAAUGAAUGAUUUUUCAAUGUUAUAGAUUUUGUCAAACAAGCAAUGAUCCGCAUCUCCCCUUUGUGAGCUUUUUCAAAAUUAUCUUCCCCCACUACUGGUCAAGUUUUAUUCUUAUUUUUUCACCACUAUAGAAUCUUCAGUUUUUUUUCUCAUCUUAGACUUUACAGUUACUUGACACAGUUAUUGUUUGUCCCAUAGGAAAAAUAAAUGAAAUACCUGUUCACCUCGUAUGGGCGAGGCUAUUGAUCAGGGUAUUGCAAAUCAUUAUUACUUUUUCCUGUUCCAUAAAAUUCAUUUUUGAAACUUGUCAAGAGCAAUAUCGAAAACAAUCUUUAUCAAUGACUGCUAUACAAGUUAUUGAUUAAUUAUUAAUUAAGAAAAUGACUGAUAAUUCAAGUUCAAUUGGAAAAAAGUUAUUGAAUGUAUACUAAUUGAUAUCAAAAAUAGAAAAUUGGUAGCUUAAUAAUACCGUAAAGUGAUAAUACCUUUUUCUAAAUAUAAUACUGUAAUUAUUUCUUCAAUUACUGGUUAGCUAGUCGCUAUUUUCUGUAGUUGCUGUUUAGCCAGCUCUAUUUCCAUCAAAAUGAAAUUGAAGUAGAUAUAACUCUAUUAUCUUAUCUUUACUACUGAAAUUUUGUAUAACUGAAAUAACGAGCAACAUUACAUGCAUUCUAUAGCAAUAAACAUUGAAAAUUAAGAGUGAUUACAGGGAAGAUUGAUUAGACACUAAAUUAUCGUUUUUGUACAUUCUCAUUUAAUAAGAAUAAAAAACCAAUGUUUUAAAUCUUGUUACCUCAAAAACAAACUUUGACCAUUUUUGUACAUCUAAUCUCACACUGUUUUGUAAAAUUUUGUUUAAUUUCAUUUAUUUAGAAAAAUCAUGUCAUUAUCAAAAAUGUUUAAUAUAACUACUGAAAAUUAAUUAAAAAACUAGCCUCUUUUGAGCUAUGUCCGUUGCGCUUUCAAGUUAUUACGUUAAGAAUACCAUAGAUCAAUUAAAUGUAAUGCCUGUCAUCAAACUUGACAAAACAGGGUUUAUUACGAGUUUGACUUUGCUUAUCGUUGAAAUUCUAUAUUACGUUAAGUUCAAUGAUUAAAAAUUUUAAAUAUUGAAUUACUUUGACUUUCAGAUACAAUUAUUAGAAUCAAUCAGAAAUUUUUAAAAUAAUCUUGAUAACCCAACGCCACCAUCUGAGCUGUGAAAUCGAUCUAUUUCGAUAUUCUAUAAUUAUACCUAUAUAGACUCAGUAAUAUCUUUUCUUUCUAAUAAGAAUUAAAUUUGUCUUUUAAUAAAAUGGAAGAUGAGAGAAAAUAUUUGUACCAUUCCUGAAAACUGUUACUUGGCAUUAAAUAGCCGUUCUCAAUUUUAA
Molecule: messenger RNA, 6991 nt
Organism: Nilaparvata lugens (brown planthopper)
Lineage: Eukaryota; Metazoa; Arthropoda; Insecta; Hemiptera; Delphacidae
Gene: Hr39
Product: nuclear hormone receptor FTZ-F1 beta
Exons: 15
Coding region: 675-2981 (768 amino acids)
Biological process (GO): tissue development; hormone-mediated signaling pathway; regulation of transcription by RNA polymerase II
Cellular component (GO): RNA polymerase II transcription regulator complex
Molecular function (GO): RNA polymerase II cis-regulatory region sequence-specific DNA binding; nuclear receptor activity; zinc ion binding
Source: RefSeq, a predicted model, not a curated record